Messenger RNA from Antechinus flavipes (yellow-footed antechinus), 5179 nucleotides. It is a transcript of the gene CLCC1, whose product is annotated as chloride channel CLIC like 1. Gene Ontology annotation, molecular function: chloride channel activity. The transcript has 13 exons. Bases 529 to 2145 code for a protein of 538 amino acids. NCBI's taxonomy places the organism in Eukaryota, Metazoa, Chordata, Mammalia, Dasyuromorphia, Dasyuridae. The record is from RefSeq and is a predicted model, not a curated record. Gene Ontology annotation, cellular component: endoplasmic reticulum; membrane.
CGCUUGAGGGUGAUGUGAGAGGAAGAGAAAAAAAUUCUUAUUAAUUGUAAAAUUUUUUUUUUACUACAAAAAAAAAAAAAAAGGUUUUAUAAUAGAUACUGGGCGCGCUCCUAGUCAAAUCCCAACAGGAAGUUAUCAUUCUGACAGGAACAGUGUGAGGCGGGAGGGGAAGGUCCAACGCAUCGAUGCAAUGGCCAGCGCACGCGCAGUGGGCUCCUUUACGUCCUAGGUCUUGACGGCGCGUGGGAAAAGGGCUCCGCCCCCUCCUAACCGUCAGUUUCCCGCGGCGGCGCAGGCUCAGCUGGUUGUUGCUUCCCCCGUGUCUGUAGAAAAAUCACUACCCUUCGAGCCAAGAGACUUGAGUAUAUGAAUCCCAGCUCCAUUUGACCACAUCCUAGCUUUGGAAAAAUCUGGUGAUAUUCUGAUUGAUGAUUUUUGAUACAUGAUUACUAUCUUUCUGGAAGUUUAAAGGAUUAUUUUCCUUCAUCUGUUGUUUUUGCAUUUGAUGAGGACAUACCUAGGUUUUUCAUGAUGCUGAAUCCUUUGCUCUUAUGUAUGUUUCUGUUAAUGGUUCCUGGUUAUUAUGCUCAAGAAGAUGAAUGGAUUGAUCCCACAGAUAUGCUUAAUUAUGAUGCUGCUUCUGGAACAAUGAGGAAAGCUCCUCAGGUGAACUAUGGAAAACCAGAGAAAAAGGAAAUAAGUGUUACGGAUUCCAACUUGUCAUGUGCUGAUGAAAUGUCAGAAUGUUAUAAUAGACUUGAUUCUUUAACUCAUAAGAUUAAUGAGUGUGAAAAGAAAAAGAAGAAAGAUUAUGAAAGCCAGAGUAAUCAUGUUUUUAGGAGAUAUUUAAAUAAGAUUUUAAUUGAAGCUGGAAAACUUGGACUUCCCAGUGAGGAUAAAGGUGAUAUGCAUUAUGAUGCUGAGAUUAUCCUUACAAAAGAGACAUUAUUAGAAAUCAAUAAGUUUCUGAGUGGAGAAGACUGGAAAUCAGGAGCCUUAGAUGAUGCUCUAAGUAAUAUCCUAAUUAAUUUUAAAUUUCAUAAUUUCAAGACCUGGAAAUGGAGUUUUGAAACAACCUUUGGUGUGGAUCCAUAUAAUGUAUUCAUGGUACUUCUGUGUUUGUUGUGCAUUGUUAUGUUAGUAGCUACCGAAUUAUGGACAUAUAUUCGGUGGUAUACUCAGUUAAAACGUGUUUUAUUCAUCAGUUUUCUUAUCAGUUUUGGAUGGAAUUGGAUCUAUUUAUAUAAGUUAGCCUUUGCAAAACAUCAGGCUGAAGUUGCCAAAUUGGAACCUUUAAACAAUAUUUGUGCUGAGAAGAUGGAUUGGGUUGGAGGCCUAUUUGAAUGGUUUAGAAGUUCAUGGACGUUUCGAGAUGAUUCUUGCCAAAAGUACUAUGAGCUACUAUUAGUUAACCCUAUUUGGUUGGUUCCACCGACAAAGGCAUUGGCAGUUACUUUUACCAAUUUUGUAACUGAACCAUUGAAGCAUAUUGGACAAGGAACUGGUGAAUUUAUGAGAGCACUUAUGAAGGAAAUACCGCUAUUACUUCAUAUUCCGGUGCUGGUCAUCAUGGCUCUGGCUGUAUUGAGUUUCUGCUAUGGUGCAGGAAAAUCAGUUGGUGGAUUGCGGCAUUUAAGAGACUCUGAAAGAGAACCUCGCCAGGCCCUACAUCAAGGCAAAGGAAGAGCACAGGAAGGAAUUGAUUAUAGGCAACAUGGUGGAUCAGGUGAUGCAGAUCUCUGUUAUCGGAGCCAUGUUUGUCAGAGAGAUCAAGGCCCUUAUUACAAAGCAGAUGAGUGUAGAGGAGAGUUUUUGAGACAGAGAGAUGUUGGUUUAACUGGCAACAGGAGCCCUGAAGUACUACGGGCAUUUGAAAUACCAGAUGGAAAGGCAGAAGAGCAUCCCAAGGUGGUACCCUCUAAAUCACUCAUUUCGGAUAAGAAUCCAGAAGAGAUUUGUGAAAUCCCAGAAAACAGCAACGUGAAAGAAAGUAACAGUAAAACAAGACAUUCGGCAAAGCCAUCCUGUGAGCAACAGACACCAGGAAGUCAGGAAGGCAAGCUUCCAGCAGAUGAGGGUAUGUUGAGAAACGAAGUCAGAAACAGCCUCCACAAGAUGGAGCCCACAACCCAUCCACUGUCUUAGCUGGAAGUUGGGAAAAGAAUCAAGAAGACAGCCAACCUAGCUAAAAGGAAGAGGCAGCCAUGGACAAAUGUGAAAUUGUGAGGUCUAGCAUUACAUUUUCCCCUAGUAUUUUUCUUAUUAAGUAUUAUGUAUAGUCUAUUACUAUUCAUAUAUUUUUUGCAGAAGUGCCAACAAGACUGAAGUGAAAUUACUAGAUCUAAUAGCAAAUAAGUUUGUAAAAGAGGGUUCUAAGUGGAUGUAAUGACUACAUUUAAUUUCAUUUUCUUCCCUUUAAUAUUCUGGCAUUUUCAUAAUUAUUUUGGAGAAGGAUCUCACCUCACAUUCUAAAAUGGAUGUUUAAUUGAUGUUUAUUAACUAACCAGAACUAAUGAUGGUUUGUUUAAAAACAUCAUUAGUUCUGAUUAGCUAAUGAAAAUAAUAAUUAGAGAAUAUUUUUAAAGAAAUACUUUUAUUAGUUUUCAGGUAUAUAUAGGGAACAAAACUAAUGGGUAAUAAUAUUGCCAAAUAGAUGCCCUCCUACUAUAUUGGCUUUAAUGAACCACUGACAAUACAUUAUAUGCAGGUGGUGCUGUUAAAGUGGUCAAAUGCUUGAAAUAAGCAGUUUAAUUUCUUAAGUGGGACAACCAUUUUCAGAUUAAAUUUACUCUUAAAUGCACCUAAAUUUAUUUUCAUCUUAGCUCUUGGAAGCAGUAUUUUCCACAGGUAAUUCCACACUUUUUCAAAUAUGCAGGCAAGUGGGACCUGAAGACCUAAGUGCUAUUUGGCCACUCAUUGUCCCAAACCAAUAAGUUUAUUAUAUUCUAGUUGUUCCUCUUCAUUUGUUCCUUUACAAUCAGGUCAUCUUCUGAUAUGUUGUGAGAGCAUAAUAAAUUUGCCAGUGGAAAACCAAAUAAACAAACUUGUCUAUCAUUGUAAUUACUAGAGAUUCAGGAGCCACUGGCCUAGAAAUAAUCUGAAAUGCAGUGUGUGAACUUUGGCAGAACUAAUGACCUAAGUGUUGUCUUUUUUUGUUUACUUCUUGUAAACUCUUGUGUUAAACGUUACUGAAGUGUGAUCCAGAUAAAUGGGGACUUAACUGUAUCAUCUCUAAUUUGCUUGACCAAUUCCAUUUUCAUAGAUGACAUACCUUAUAGUCACAGUCUCACUUUACUAAUUAGUGGAGUCUACAUUACUGGGGUUUUAUUGACCAGUGUUUAGAGCAUAGAACAUUGACUGUAUUUAUAAAGAGGAUACAAAUACACAGAAAAGUCUUUGACUUUGCCCCAAAAUUAAUUUUUUUAAUUUUGUGUUUGGUUAAGAUUUUUUUUAAUAUUAGGAGUAAUUUAUCUUAAGCACAUUUGUUUAGUAUUUUCCAAAUUUAAAUAUUCUAUUAUGUAGGAAAAUAUAGCAUGCAUUUAAUUGUCUCUGAGAGGCGUCAUGGAGUAGUGGAGAAAGAGCUGGUCAGAGCCAAGAAGACCUGAAUUUAAAACCUGUUCUUGGCACACAUGUGUGAUCUAACAAGUGCUAACUUUACAGUGCUCUGGGUAUCUUUCAAACACUAAAGAGAAGGCUUAGAUCUUCACUGGUAGAGAGGAGUUUCCUCUCUGGAUUCCCUAUACCUCCCUGUGUUCAUCCCUUAGUUACCUUCUUUUUAAAGCAUAUUUAUAUGUUUGGCUUUGUAUGUCUUUAUUUUCCCACAUAGAUAUUGUGAAUAUUUUAUUUUAUUCAUGCUUUCCUUUAAAUAUUUGAUCGAAGAAAAAAAUCAAAACCCUAAGUUUGAUUUUAUUGUGUCUUGAUUACAAACAUAGGAACAUAUUCUUUAUUUUUGUGUAAUGCUUAGUUAAUGACAUCUGAUACAUAUUGAUAUAAAAAUUUUCACAACUUUUCAGGAAGACAUCUAGUGAAAAAAUAUUGAUAUGUACUUUGUUAUAGAUUUGUAUAUAUGGAAGAGUUGAAAGGAGCAGGUAGUUCAUCAGUGAUAGUUUGGAUUUUAAGCUUGGAUUUUAGCUGAUUGCACUAUAUUACUAAGCCAUUAAAAAAAUGUUCCCCCUUAUUUUUAGAAACUCAUUUCUCUGGGUAUAUAAAGAGACAAAUUGUUAUUGCUGAAUCUAUGCGUCCAAUACGAGAUUGAUUUUGUAAAAAGAAGUUGAAUAUAUCAUUUCACUGUAUAAUUAGUUGGGAGGGAGAAUUGAGGUUUGUGUCUUCUUAGCCACUAUUUGUUUGCCAUUAUGUCUUCCUUUGUAGUUAAGUUGUCUUGUGACAAUUGUGCUUCAGAAAAAUCACUGUGGAAGUAGGUUGAAGCUUUUUGAAACAUUUUUAAGGAAGUACAUUUGAUUUUGCCAUUUAUGAUAGUUAUGUUCUCUAAAAUCUCCACAAAUACUAAGUAAGCCAUUGCUUGUAGGGGAAAUACAGGGAUAGGUUCCCGUGAACCUUUGGGUACAUUUACUUUAGCAUUUUCCGGAGUGCUCUCAUACAGAUGGGUAAAUUUCCUCUUCCUUCUUCUGGAUGUACCAUAAUGUUGAUUCAUUAACAUUAAACUCACAGACAGCAGCACUAUUUCACUGGUGCCUGAACAAACUUUAUCUAAGACAUGUACUCUCUCCAAAAGGCACUUCGCAGCCAUCAUGCACCCUAAGAACACAAGGCAGCACUUCAGCACAAUUUUGAGCACCAUUUUAAACAGCAAAUCAUUAGCAAAAAGCACAAAAAGGUGAAAAAAGUGACACUAAAUAGACCAAGGAAAGAGUCUUGAUCACAGUAGCAUGAGAGCUGAAAGAAAAUGGCCAAGAGUUGGCCUUGUUUAAAUUCAGCUGAGGACACGGACAUGUACAAUAGGCAACUCCGAUGCUUUGCCACUUUGUGUAUGACUGAAAACACCAUGAGUAAUGAUUUUAAAGUCGAGUUAAUUCUAUUGAGUUAGAUACAUUUGUGACUACAGAAUUAAGAAUAAUGAGGAUCAGUGUAAUGUUUAUACGUAUAUAUUAUUAUUAUACAUAAUAAUGUCUUUUAAAGAACCAAAAUGUAUGUAUAAUAAAUUUUUAUUUUUAUAUAAAAA